Messenger RNA from Symbiodinium necroappetens, 1356 nucleotides. The record is from the annotation of a GenBank genome assembly. NCBI's taxonomy places the organism in Eukaryota, Dinophyceae, Suessiales, Symbiodiniaceae.
GCUGUGUUCUGGCAUCUGGUGAGCACUUUCGUUGGCGUGAAGCGCAUCGUCUUCUCCAUUGAGGACUUCGCAGGUCAUGAGCGCAACGAGGUCCAGCACGUGCUCACGAAGGAGGGGGUGCACACGGGCGCCAGCCCCGCACCUCGUCCUCCUUCGCACGAUGGUCAGGUGGUCCAGCCAGCACCAGGAGCUCCACCCUUUAAUGGAGGAGCCGUUCCACUACAGCCUUUCCAGCCGAGUGAAAGUUCGCACUCGGCGCAAUCCAUCUUCCUCGCUCUCCUGGCCAUGGCCUGUGGUGUGGCGAUAGUCAUCUGCUAUUUCGGUCAAGAUACCAUGGACGGUCCCGAUCUCAGCUCCACGAAAGCCGUUGGGAGAUCUGAGCUCUGGGCAGUGGCGCAAGCGCUUCCGGUGCCUUUGGAGCUCCACUACACCGCUGAAGGCCAGCGCUUUGCGGCGACCGGGUACCGACCGGUCCAUGGCGGCCAGUGGCCGCUGGCCGUGUUUUUGCACGGAACGAGAAGGGCUCACAACGACGCCUUCGGCGUGGAGGCAUGCCGCUACUUAGCCGAGAGUGGCUUCGCAGCGCUGCCCCUCCAAUAUACCAACAAGGCUUAUCCGGGAGGCUGCGGCGACUUUGAUCACCGAAGCCGGCAAGUCGGCGAGGGCCUGCGCCAAAUUUGCGACCGGCAAGACCUUGGCAUUAACUGUGCUCUGGGGGUAGCCGUGGUGGGUUUCAGCUUGGGCGGCCAAAUAGCUUUGAAGCUGCGGAACUUCAAUGCCAAUGUUUCAGCUGCGCUUUCCAUCGCAGGUUCUUUACUCUUCGAGGGCCAGUGCUUAAUGAAUCACGACUUCAAGCUGGAGAGAUCCAAACGACGAAUCACCGUUGGCAGCGAAGAUCGGCAUUAUGGCUCCCGAAUCAAGUGUGUCAGCAGUUCUGGCUACGACUGUGGUAGUAACAACUGCAUCCAGCCGGAUGGCUCUGGGUUUUACAUGUUCACCGAGGACGAGGUGGGGCGCACCCCAAGCCACAACUACUACAUCGACCCUCUGACUCAAGGCAUGGCCGAAGAUUUCAAGCUCAGCGACGCACCCUGGGGCUUUGCCGCCUGUGUUCGGUGGCUCUUGGGUGUUGCCCCGCGGUUUGAGGGGAACGGAGGUGAUCCAUCCCUUCCGAACGCCAGCAAUCGGCAACCUGGAUCCGCACGCCUCACGCAGAAAGGACCCUUGCUUCUGGAAGUCAAGAGCCCGAAAGCCAGGGCUGCAGGAUCCAGGAAGAUCAUUUACAUAUGUGCAAGCUACACACUCCUAUUUUGCAUAGUCUUACAUGUUACAUGCCUCUACACACACAUAACAUAG